AUAACGUGGCGUCGCGUGGACCUGCUUCUUUAUAAUGUGCCUUACUGGAUUCAGUCGUCACUCCGCAAGUACCAAUACGCGAUGACGCCUCCAGAACGAAACCCCCACUAUCGUCAUAAGCUACGAGCCCUUUUGAGGACAACCAGAAUCGUAAAGCGUGGGGGUAUUUGGCAAUUGUGACCCACCAGGAAAGAUAUCUUCAAUUCGCAAUUAUCGAUUUAUCAGCCCAUUUUGGUGAGAGCCAUUUCGUUCUUCAUUUGUCAGCGAAUUAUUACAAGAGGAUCGCUUCCCCGCAGCCUGAACGUGGGGUCGUCGCUGUCAAAUAUCUACCUACUUUCUGUCGCCUAGACAAUAAAACAAACAUUCAACUUCUCCGCAAAUCGCAGUCAUGGCGCCCAAUACUUUCAAUGUCGGUGUUGUUGGCUAUGGCAUGUCCGCCAAGGUGUUCCAUAUUCCCCUGAUUACGUCGCUCCCGGAGCUCAAACUGUACGCCAUUGUACAGCGUCAUCCCAAGCCCGAGGAUGAUGCGGAGAAGGACCACCCAGGUAUCAAGAGCUACCGCUCCACUGAGGAAUUGGUCAAAGAUCCCGCAGUGGAUGUGGUGGUGAUUACGACCGUUCCAGAGACUCAUUACUCUCUGGCAUCGCUGGCUUUGGAAGCCGGAAAGCAUGUCGUUAUCGAAAAGCCUGUUACAUCAACAUCCGAAGAAGCUGACAAGCUCAUUGCCUUGGCGAAAGAGAAGAAACUUCUUCUUACAGUCUACCAGAACCGUCGUUGGGAUGCCGACUUCGCUACCCUCACGCACUUAAUAAAGUCCGGUGCUCUCGGCCGCGUCGUUGAAUUCGAAUCGCACUUUGACCGCUUCAGGCCAGAAGCCCCAUCUACCGGAAGCUGGAAGACUCAGGCCGGUCCCGCCAGCGGAGCAAUCUAUGAUCUUGGUGUUCACCUUCUCGAUCAAGUCGUCUUCGCGCUUGGCUUACCAAAGAAGAUUACUGGAUUUGUCGGGAUUCAAAGACAGGGUGAGACGGGCGGCUUCGAGGACGCUUGCACGGUUUUGCUGCACUAUGACGGCGGCGUGAUGGCUACCGUGAAGGCUUCUGUUAUCAGCCCCGAAGAGAAGCAAUUAAGAUUCUGGGUGAGAGGCGACAAGGGCAGCUACAAGAAGUACCACAUGGACGUCCAAGAAGACCAAUUGAAGGCGGGCAAGAAGCCUGGAGACUCUGGAUUUGCCCUUGAGCCCAAGGAAAACUAUGGCGUCCUGACCUCCGCGAAAGACGGAAAAAUUGUCAGCGAGGCUUAUCCCACCAUCGAUCCACCAACGUACGUUGAGUUUUACAGACAAUUAGCCCAGGCUCUCAGUGGCCAAGGGGAUGUUCCGGUUAAGCCCGAGCAGUCUCGAAACAUUAUCAAACUGAUUGAGCUUGCAAAGGAGAGCUCUCGGGAAGGCCAGACUCUUCCGGCAAAAUUGUAGAAAUUCUUAUGACGAAACCAUAUAGACGUGUAAUUAUCGGC
Molecule: messenger RNA, 1512 nt
Organism: Xylona heveae TC161
Lineage: Eukaryota; Fungi; Ascomycota; Xylonomycetes; Xylonales; Xylonaceae
Product: NAD binding Rossmann fold oxidoreductase
Exons: 5
Coding region: 389-1471 (360 amino acids)
Molecular function (GO): nucleotide binding
Source: RefSeq, a predicted model, not a curated record